AUGUCCAUUAGCCUUCAUGACGGCGUGCCUGUGAGCGCGUGGAAGGGGUUGCACCGGUACUACAAGGAGCUGGGCUUGAAGUGCUACGAUGUGGAAUGGCCGCCGGCGGCCAAGCGGUUAAACUAUGGCGUUAUCGCGCGUGUACAAAAGUGCCCUCGUUCGCAGGAUUUAUUGAGGCUCAAAACUGCAGCCCUUGAUGUGCCUUUCUUUGGACAGGGACUCAACGACUUUGAACAGUCUGCUCCCUUAGGCACAGUGAAGGGGUACUGGAGCUGUCAUGGAUUUAGCCAGAAUGCGGAACAGCUGGAACAAGGCCACUACGACCAUGUGCUACAAGAAAUGGGUAACGGAAUAGUAGACCGAGGCGCAGUGGAUCGGGAGCUUGAGGAACUAAGACCCUUAUUUAGUCAUGUAGUAGUAGUCAGUUCCACAGAAGGAUAUGUUGACCGGGAGCUAAAACGAAUUAUGAUCUUUAACGAAAUCGCCAAUAGCCAAGCUGCGGAAUUCUAUGUAUUGGAAUCCUUGCUGCGAGCCGGCUGGUGGAAAGUUGGGACCAAAGAUAAAAGCAGGGAAUCAGCAAGGUUCGUCUCCAUCCCGUUAAGCGACCUCUGGACAUUCCCUGGGGCCUGUAUCAAAGUCAUUGAAAAAUUAGUUGUCGACGAGAAGGUUGGAACACAACAUUUCGACCUAGUAUCCAAGCCCGUCAAGCACAACAUGACUGCGAAAUGCACUUGCUCAAAGUACUUGGAACACCCCGCCGCAAGAUCCUACCUUGUAUUCCCUUGUCAACGGAUAAAACAAUACCUGCAAGACAACCCGACACUAGAAAGGCCCGACACUGACAUGACGUUGCAUCUUUACAACCUGAAGGACAGAUACAUCAAGCUUUAUCUUGAGAAAAUGACGCAUCAAUAG
Molecule: messenger RNA, 915 nt
Organism: Gregarina niphandrodes
Lineage: Eukaryota; Apicomplexa; Conoidasida; Eugregarinorida; Gregarinidae
Exons: 1
Coding region: 1-915 (304 amino acids)
Source: RefSeq, a predicted model, not a curated record